UCUGAAUGUCUUAUCAUGAUGUGCCUAACCUAGCAGGUCACACCCAAGACCUGUAUCAGUAGGUAAGGGAUCUGAAUGAAGUAUGUUAAGGGUUACCAGUAGAAAUAUGUAUACCUACCAAGCCACAUUCCAACCUUGAAGUUUUUCAGAUUUACUCAUGUUCACCUGCAAUUAAAAUAUUAAAGAUGCUUUAUAGAACUUGUCUAUCUAAUAGUAUUAGGUACUGUAGGUACUGCUAGUAGUAGACAUAUUUAUGCACCUAGUUAGUGCAUAGAUCUACAUGUGCAUUCACGAACAGAUCUCCCCGCAUCACAAACCCGCUUAUAUCCAUCCGGCUUGAAAUUGCUGCGAAUGGCAUUACUCCGUUCAUCCCUUAACUUACCCGCAGUCUUUCGGCAAUUGGCGGGGUUUUGGCCCGACACUCGUGUCAAAACUUCCAUCAUCUAUCUUCUCGCGGGGUUCGCAAUGUCAAAUAAAAUCGUAAAGGCAUUACCCACGGCGAAGCAAGCGACGCCGGACUACAGCACAUCGGAGGCAGGGAACCCUUUCGUGGAUGGCUGGUACGCCGACCCGGACACGGAAAUAUACGAUGGUCUGUAUUGGGUGUACCCAACCGCCUCGUACGCCUACGAGGAGCAGACAUAUCUCGAUGCAUUCUCAAGCCCGGAUUUAAUCAACUGGACCAAGCACCCCAACAUUCUGACCAUAGCCAACGUGACCUGGGCCACCAAGGCCGUGUGGGCUCCAGCGCCAAUAUCUCGCAACGGCAAGUACUACAUAUAUUUUGGCGCCAACGACAUCCAAGAAGACGAAGCCGCGGAGGGGAAAGUGGGCGGCAUUGGAGUGGGAAUUGCAGAUAAGCCGGAGGGUCCAUACGUCGACGCGAUCGGCAAGCCACUGAUCGGGGACUACCACAAUGGUGCACAGCCAAUCGACCAAGACGUCUUUAUCGACGAUGUUGAUGGGCAGGCCUACAUCUACUACGGGGGGCAUUCGCACGCCAAUGUGGCAAAGCUAAACGAAGACAUGAUCUCCAUUGGCACCUUUGACGACGGCACGCAGUUCAAAGAAAUCACUCCCGAGAACUACGUCGAAGGGUCGCAGAUGAUGAAGCGCAACGGCAUCUACUACUUUAUGUGGUCGGAAGGAGGCUGGACGGGUCCGGAUUACUCAGUCUCAUAUGCGAUGUCCGACUCGCCGCUAGGCCCGUUCAACCGGCUCGCCAAGAUCCUGCAGCAGGAUAGCGAGGUGGCCAGGAGCAGUGGCCAUAACGGUGUGAUUCACGUUCCGGACACUGAUAUAUACUACAUCGUAUACCACCGACGACCGCUCAGCGAAACAGAUGGUAACCAUCGCGUUCUAGCGUACGACCGCAUGUACUUUAACGAAGAUGGGACCAUCGAGCCCAUUAAAAUGCUCGUCAAGGACAAUUUCGCCGAUGGCCAGAUGUUCAAUUGGAAGACGUACGGUGGGAAUUGGUCGGUGGUAGAUCAACGACUUACAGUCGCGAACACGGCCGAGGGUAGAGCUUUGCUCGAUAACAAUUUCACCGAUCUUGUCUUCGAUGCCACAGUCGCUGUUACAGAUGGCAGCGGCGAUGCCGGACUCUUGUUCCGCGCUACGAAUUUGAGUAUUGAUGGAUUCAAUGGGUACUACGCGGGCAUCUCGUCAACCGGUACCAUUUCUCUUAUUAAAGCUAACGCGGGUACUUUGACCUCAUUAAGUGAAGUCGGCACAUCUGGAUAUGCCACCACUGCGACAGAGUAUUCUGUCAGAAUAACGGCCAUUGGCACCGAAAUUAAUGUUUUUGUGAACGAUUUGACGAGCUCCAAGAUCGUUUAUACGGACGACUCGUUUGCUGGAGGCGCAACAGGUGUGAUAGCCCGCGAUGCCGGUGCCAAGUUUGGUAGUGUUUCCGUAGCGAAGCCUUCCUAAGGAGGAAUGACUACCUAACUACCCCUACUUCCUUAAAGAGAACUUUCAGGCAGGCAGAGAGAGAGACAAGCAGAUACCAAGAAUCCCGGUAUAGGACAGACAAAUAGGAAGUAAUGGGAAUUUUGCCUUCCCACCAUUACCCAUCUACACCUGCGCAACCAAGAAAAGAAAAGCAAGCCAUUGUAAGACGAGAAGUUGCCUAUUUAGUCUGGCGUCGUCGCAAUCGAUGCAACUUCUCCUCACUGCUGAGGGCGCGGCACUCCCACACGUUCGGUAUCAG
This is a messenger RNA of Hypoxylon fragiforme, 2215 nucleotides long. RefSeq names its product carbohydrate-binding module family 66 protein. Gene Ontology annotation, biological process: carbohydrate metabolic process. The record is from RefSeq and is a predicted model, not a curated record. The transcript has a single exon. Lineage: Eukaryota; Fungi; Ascomycota; Sordariomycetes; Xylariales; Hypoxylaceae. Gene Ontology annotation, molecular function: hydrolase activity, hydrolyzing O-glycosyl compounds. Bases 352 to 1935 code for a protein of 527 amino acids.